CCGUCGAUCACGAUAUUUAUCCGUCAACAUCGGCUCGUUUACUCGUCGUUACCGACGAGUAACGCGUCAGCGCACGAUGCGGUGCGUCCACGUUACGCUCGCCCCGACAUAAAUAGCGUUCUUCUAGUACACGAGACCUAGUUUCUCGGUCUAGUGGGGUACCCGAAGAACGAAAAAGGAAAAAUAUCUCCGCUGCGCUUCGCGUAGCACGGUGCAGUCCGCUCGCCGGACGAACGCGAGUACAACGCGCGUUGCAUCGUGCGUCGAAUCUGAGGAAAAAGUCCGCUCGGCUGAAAGUCCCCGAAGUUUCCAUCGCGUCCGGCCGGUCAGUGACAUGUUGUUCGUUUUGUUCGAGUAAUUCCGACGAGAUCGUCGGAGACGUCGUUGUCGCUCGCGUGACGUCACGAUAGCAGUCGAUAACAGUGUGAGAACGGCGCGUUGCGACGCCGCGUAUAUCUCCACCGACCGAUCGUAAACAGUAACGAGAGACAUGGUCGGGACGAAAUUGUUCGUUUGCAAUAUUAUCGUCUGGCUGGUGGCGGCGUCGAAGAUGUUCGCUCGAGCCGAGGAGAGACAAAACGGCUCGCUGACUCGCCUGAACGAGACUCAGGGCUUGAACGUGUUCCCAGGGAUCAAGUUCUCCUCGACGGACGGCGAAGUCAUCGUGCGCGUGAGGAUGCGCGAUUUACUACAAGAGACGGAAGUGCAGGCUCGCGAGCGAAAGGAAAGAAAGAGCAUCCUGCAACGAAUUGGAUAUAUGAUGAUGAUGACACCGUUCGUCAUGCAGGUGCUCUCUCUGCCGGGCGCCAUUGCGUCCAUCAAGACGUCACUGCUGAGGAGCCUCAUGGUCGCUCAAUUAGCGAUCGCGAUGAUGAUCUACAAUUUGAUCAAGAACGCAGAGAACUCGAACGUGGUGGUGGUGCACCAGCCGCAGCAGCAUCACGCGCAUUAUUAUCACAGUUAUCAUCCCGACGACGAGGACGAGUGGUUCGGCAGAUGAGACGCGACCGAGAAGAGGAAGCGAGGGUAUCUUCGAUACAGUCUGAGGAUGCGAAAGACGAGAGCGGCCGGUUGACGGCUUAGACUUUCCAAAGCGACGCGCUCGUUAGCGUAUGAGGGACACCUGUGAUAUAGAAAACGUCGUGAUGAGAUGCAAAAUUACAUUGUCCAAUUGUUUAUGUACAUAUAUACAUAUA
Harpegnathos saltator (Jerdon's jumping ant) is the source of this 1196-nucleotide messenger RNA. RefSeq lists its product as uncharacterized. The coding region runs from base 491 to 1000 and encodes 169 amino acids. The transcript has 3 exons. NCBI's taxonomy places the organism in Eukaryota, Metazoa, Arthropoda, Insecta, Hymenoptera, Formicidae. The record is from RefSeq and is a predicted model, not a curated record.